AUGAACAAGUAUCUACUCGGUGUACUAGUAUUGGUAUCAUUUUCAAUUCUAACUUUCAAGCAAACCACCGCUAAGGUGAUUAUCAGUUCUGGUGAAGGUACUUUUGCUUCGAAAGAUGCUGGAAUAAAACGUAUUACAAUGCAAAAAGUCUACCGUGCAUGUAAUGAUAAUACUACUCAAUAUAAAUGUAACAUAAGAAGAAAACAUACAAAUAUACCAAAGACAAAAAGAUCCGCAUCAGCGAUUGAAACAACACUUGAUGAAUAUGGGGGUUUGUAUUGGAUGGGUUUAAUAACAAUUGGUACGCCAAGUCAGCCAUUUUAUACUGUUUUUGAUACGGGAUCAUCUGAUCUAUGGAUUCCAGGCGAACAAUGUGGCACUGCAUGUGGUGGUAAUCAUACAUAUAAACCUAGUUUAUCAUCAACAUAUAGAGCAUGGAAUAAAACUUUUCAAAUUUUGUAUGGUGAUGGUUCUUAUAGCACUGGAGUAUUUGUAAAUGAUACAGUGAAUAUUGCCGGAAUAUCUAUUACUGGUCAAUCAUUUGCUGUUAUUAAUUCAGCUUCAGGUGCGAGUAGUAGAUUAUUUGACGGUAUACUAGGUUUGGGUUAUCAAAAAAUUGCACAAGGCGGUGAAAAUCCUGUGGUGUGGUCGAUGUAUUUGGCUGGAAAACUGAGUCUCCCAAUUUUUUGUUUUUGGUUCGGACCAGUAUCGACUGGUUCGGAUACAGGCGAAUUAAUUUUAGGUGGUUAUGAUACAACAAAAUAUACAGGCUCUUUUACGUAUGCACCAGUUAGUGUUCAGGGUUAUUGGGAGUUUAUUGCUGAUAAUGUUAAGUUAUCAACUGGAUCAACUACAAAUGUAAUAGCUAAUUCCAUUAGCGCUGUUUUGGAUACGGGAACGACAGCUGCCAUGGUAGUUCCAACAACUUAUUUAAAUGCGAUAAAUACAUUAUUAGGAGCUAUAUACGAUUCAAACACCGGAUGGUACACUGUCAAUUGUCAAACAAAACCUUUAUCAGCUUUUCCAAAUAUAACAGUUACAAUAAGCGGAGUUCCAUUUACACUGACGCCAUUAAUGUACCUUUUUAUUUAUGUUGGUCCUUCUACAUAUAAAUGCUUUAGUACGAUUCUCUCAUCGGACGCAAAAGAUCAGCUUGGAAAUCCAGUAUGGAUUUUUGGAGAUUAUUUUUUAAGACGCUUCUAUAGUGUAUUUGAUAUGCAACAAAAUCGAAUCGGAUUAGCUUUAUCAACUUCCUAUUCAAUUGUGCAAGCAGUACCCAGUACCUUAUUUCAGACAACUACGACCGUAACUCCUUCGUCAACAACUACAACAAAACCUUCAGCAACAACAUCAACAACAACGACUACAUCAACGGCAACAACUACAUCAGCAACAACAAAACUAUUAAUAACAACUACAUCAGCGACAACAAAACCAUCAAUAACGACAACAGCUCCGCGUGUUAUAACUUCAUUAGCACCAAAUACAACCUGUCUUGUUAAUAUUCCAUCAUCGGUCUUAAUCUAUAGAUCAUUAUCUAUAUCUAGUCAAGCAACAUAUCUUAAUGAUAUUGCUUUAUGUGCUGGUGUUGGUGUUUUAUAUUCUAACUGGGAUGGUGGAAACUCUUAUUUAGAAAGCAACGCUGUUAUUUAUGGUAGUGGGAAUAAUCACACACUUUUUCUUAAAGCCAGUUCGCGUUACUUUUGCCUAACUGGUGGAUUUCAUACUGUCUAUUACGAACAAGGUGCACAAUUUAAUGGUGCUGCAUAUACUCGAUUAUGUAGUAAAAUAAUAUUUCAAUAUCCAUCAACAGCAACUUGUUGA
Adineta steineri is the source of this 1824-nucleotide messenger RNA. The record is from the annotation of a GenBank genome assembly. NCBI's taxonomy places the organism in Eukaryota, Metazoa, Rotifera, Eurotatoria, Adinetida, Adinetidae.